Messenger RNA from Caenorhabditis angaria, 876 nucleotides. The record is from the annotation of a GenBank genome assembly. NCBI's taxonomy places the organism in Eukaryota, Metazoa, Nematoda, Chromadorea, Rhabditida, Rhabditidae.
AUGGAUGUUCACGUAUUUCUGAUCAAACCUUUUAUGUUUUUUCCUACCACUGCGGUUGCAUUUUAUGGAUGGUUUGAGGAAUUUGGUGUGAGUUAUAAGGUGCAGGCUUAUUUGCUACAAGUUCACUAUGUUUGUAGGUUUCUUUUGAAAGGUUUUUGUUAUAAAUCUCACAAUCAGACACAUUACAGGGAUCGCGCUUAGUAUUCUAUUUCUCUUUAAAGAUCGCUAUGAUUGUAUAGUUCAUCAAAAUCCCAACAGAAAAUAUAAAACAAUCUAUUAUUUUGCAAAUCUUAGCUUCUGUUGCUUAGUCAUCAUCCCACCCUAUGUGGAAAAAAUCGACGAAGAUCUGGAAAAAUCCAAAAUCAUUUCUCAACAUCCCUUGAUGCCUCCACGAUUUUUCGCCUCACAAACUCAUAUCGUCACAACUCAAAUCGCGCUUGCAGGUAGUCUGGCAACUUUCGUGAUUUUCCUAAUUAACUCACAGUUGCUCUAUUUUACCUGCUCAACAAUCCAUUUCCUCCGCAAAAAAUCGCAAAAUCUAUCAGUGGAAACUAGGAAAAUGCAGCUGCGAACAGAAAUUUCGCUUAUCUUACAAACUCUUAUACCAAUAGUUGCGUUAGGAGUUCCCGUGAUUUUCAACAGUGUUUUGAUGUUUUUGGGGAUUUAUGUACAAGGUAAUGCCAUAACUCUCUCUCUUUUUCUUAUGCCUUUUUCCCAGCCGUCAACAUUUUCACAUUAAUUGUUCUCCUCAGCCAUGGAUUAACUUCAACACUCUGCAUUAUCUAUAAUUAUCAACCUUAUCGAGAAUACACAAAAAAUUUGAUUUGCUGUCACAAGAAUCAAAUUCAUGUUAACAGUAUUCCACAUUCACUUUAA